GUUGCGGCAAUGCGUUUUAGCCUAUGGCAGCAGCUGGCUUGCGACCAAUAUUCAUUUGCCGCGAAUGCCGUCUUCCGUUGACGUGAUCGCAGACAGUGACAGUGAUGUGGCCGAAGUCGUGGACGUCGUUGAGAGUGAUGGUGGGGAUGAAGUUGCAGAAGUAAACCUUCCAGCUGGUGCUCCACCUUUGAGUUUCCAUGGCUACCGCCGCGGCCGUGAACUUGGCCAAGGAGGUUCCAGCCAAGUUUUUGUUUGCAGCAAAGCUGGAAGCCAAGUUGGGUUUGCUGCAAAAGCUGUGAAUCUUCGGCGGCUACAAAUGAGCCCAGACGUGGAGAGGGAGUGGAAAAAACUAUGUCGCGAGGUUGAAAUUUGGAAGCAAUUGCCUGCACAUCCAAACAUCGUCCAGCUAAUUGAUUCCUUCCAAGAAGGAGGCUGGUUCUUAAUGGUCUUGGAGCUUGUGGGAGGAGGCGAUCUCUUUACAGUACUCACAUCGCGGCCAAAUUCGCGCUUCCUGGAUCGGGAAGCAGCCUUUGUUGGCAACCAGUUGGUUCAAGGCCUUUCCUUUCUCCAUGGUCGAGGUGUUGUCCACCGAGAUGUGAAGCUGGAGAAUGUGCUCGUGGCUUCGCAAAAGCGGGCGUAUGCGAGUGGCCCGUUGCUCUACAGCGUCAAGAUCACCGAUUUCGGUUUGUCUCGAUUGCUGGAUCCAGCUUCGUAUGCUCAGUCCACGGUGGGGACUCAGCCAUAUUGUGCACCAGAAGUUCUCAGAAAAGGAUCAUACAAUUUCAGUGCGGAUGUUUGGUGCCUUGGGGUUCUCCUGUUUGUGCUGCUCUCCGGGCAUUUUCCCUUCAGCAUUUUGCCUGUGGAGCAGAGCGACAUGGACCGAAUCAUCGAGAGCUCGGUUGGUCGCGGGGCCAAGGGAGUUCUCAUCGGCUUGCUCCAACUUCAGCCAGAAUUGAGAAGCACUCUGUCGGAGCUUUUACAUCACAAAUGGUUCCAGGAGGACGAGUGGGAAGCUAUCAACCCAUUGAAGCGGCACCGCACACUGUCAACCAGUGAUGUGGCUGUAACACAGUCCGGCAUUUCCAAUGUGGAAGCAAUUCCACCAGCCAAUGCUCAGCUCGAAGAAUGCAAGGCAUCAUCCCCUGUGUUUGAAGAAGUGGAGGAGAAUUCACCUUUCCCAGGAUCACCGUUUCCCUGCGAUUCUCCAUUGCAUUGCCCAUCUCCAUUUGAUGACGGAAUAGCGUCACCUGGAGUUUGGACACCAUUUGCCGUGGAGGCAACAUUGAAGCUCAGCGAUGUUCAACCACCUGUUGACCUGCAACCAGACUACAUGCAGGUUCAUCUUGUAAUUCCAGAUCGCUUUGCUGGCUUUAUCUUGGGCAAGAAUGGCCUUCGCAUCCAGAAGACAGCUUCAAAGAGUGGUUGCAAGGUCUGGAUGACAUCCAGAAACGGCUCACAAGAUCGUCGUGUGAUCAUCAUUGGGAACUACAAGCAGUGCAAGGUCGCCGAACAGAUUGUUCACGAGCAGUUGUCGACAGCAAUGCAGGUUGAUUGGCAAGACGCACAAACUGAUAUCAUUCUUUUUGUGCGAUCAGAAGCGGCCGGAAUGGUAACAGGCAAGCAAGGCUUUGUCCUGAAUCAGAUCCGGAAGCAGUCUGGAGCGCAACUCCAGCUGUUGAGAGAUGAGGUGCAGAGCACACGCCCCUGUAUCAUCAGCGGAACGCUGCAGAGCAUAUUGAAAGCUCAGAAGCACAUUUUUGAAUUGGUGGGGGCUGUGCCAGUUGUGCCUCGCUCCACCGCGCCUGAGUCAUCCCAUGUGACGUUCUUAUGAACCCAGCUGUGUUGGUGGAGAACUUUUGAGGACAAGAAAUGUCCGCUCAAUUCCGCACGGAGGCCCGGUUCAUCCUGGUUCUGGACCAGCUGCCUAC
Molecule: messenger RNA, 1928 nt
Organism: Cladocopium goreaui
Lineage: Eukaryota; Dinophyceae; Suessiales; Symbiodiniaceae
Source: the annotation of a GenBank genome assembly